Molecule: messenger RNA, 2353 nt
Organism: Vanrija pseudolonga
Lineage: Eukaryota; Fungi; Basidiomycota; Tremellomycetes; Trichosporonales; Trichosporonaceae
Gene: cdc17
Product: DNA ligase 1
Exons: 14
Coding region: 1-2310 (769 amino acids)
Biological process (GO): lagging strand elongation; DNA biosynthetic process; DNA recombination
Cellular component (GO): mitochondrion; nucleus
Molecular function (GO): ATP binding; DNA binding; DNA ligase (ATP) activity
Source: RefSeq, a predicted model, not a curated record
AUGUCUGACGUCGACAGCCCGGUGAAGGUGCCUACCAAGGCGAGGAGGCGGAUCGUAGAGUCGGACGACGAAGACGAAGCCCCAGCUAGCAAGGCCGGAGCGUCGCCGUCCAAGAAGGAAGCCAAGGUGUCUUCUCCUCCUGCGAAGAAGCCCAAGAUCGAGGAGAAGCCGGCCAAGAAGCCAGCCCCCGCCGGCCCAUCGAAGAAUGGCAAGCCUCUCGCGUCCAUUUUCGCCAAGCCGGUUCCAAAGGCUAAGGAAGAAGAUACCGACGACUACAAGGACCGCGCGGUGGAGGAGGAAGGUGAAGAUGAGAUUAGCGACGAGGAGGAGCAGGAGCAGGAGGAGAAGGCCGCCGUUAAGCUUGCCUCUAUCUUCACCAAGGACUACAGAUCUGCGCCUCCCGACAAGGCAUGGAAGGAGGGUGAACCCCUUCCGUACUCUGUCCUCGUAACCGCAUUCGAGAAGAUUGAGGCGACGACCAAGCGCCUUGAGAUCUUGGGUAUCCUCACGCGCUUCCUCCUCAUGGUGGCGAAGCGUGAGAAGACCACUGAUGCCAAGAGCUCCAACCUUUUGAAGGCGGUGUACCUCUGCAUCAACAGGCUGUGCCCAGACUACGAAGGCACCGAGCUGGGUAUCGGCGAGUCCCUCCUCGUCAAGGCUAUCGCCGAGAGUACUGGUCGCAACAUUGCCAAGAUUAAGGAGGACCUCAGGAAGGAGGGUGACUUGGGCAAGGUUGCAAUGCUGUCGCGCAACACUCAGCCGACAAUGUUCAAGCCCAAGCCCCUCACCGUGCCGUCGGUCUUCCAGAGCCUCACGGACAUUGCCAAGACGUCGGGCAACAACUCGCAAACCCGCAAGGUCGGCAUCAUCAAGAAGCUCCUCGCAGCCUGCCAAGGAAAUGAAGCCAAAUUCAUCAUCCGCAGUCUGGAAGGCAAGCUUCGUAUCGGUCUCGCCGAAAGGUCACUGGUUGUGGCCCUCGCUCAUGCCAUUGUGUUGAAGAACCUGGGUGAUAAGAAGAUCUCACCAGAGAUGCUCACCCAGAAGCUGGAGGAGGGAGCGGAGAUUGUCAAGGGCGUUUACAGUGAACUGCCAAACUACGACCUCAUUGUCCCCGCACUGCUGGAGGCCGGCGUUGAGGGCCUUCGUGAACGGUGCAAGCUCACCCCCGGAGUGCCCCUCAAGCCCAUGCUUGCCAAGCCAACCAAGGCUAUCGGCGAGGUUCUGGACCGCUUCGAGGGCAAGGAGUUCACCUGCGAGUACAAGUACGACGGCGAACGCGCCCAGGUGCAUCUGUUGGAGGACGGUAGUAUCGCUGUGUUCAGUCGCAACUCGGAGAACAUGAGUGCGAAGUAUCCUGAUCUUGUUGAGCAGAUUCCGAGGUGUAUCAAGCCUGGCGUCAAGUCAUUUGUCAUCGACUCGGAGGCGGUUGCCUUUGACCUCGAGACAAAGAAGCUCCUCCCCUUCCAGGACCUGAGCAGGAGGAAGAGGAAGGAUGUUCGUACCGAGGACAUUACCGUCCGAGUCCACCUGUUCGCGUUCGACCUGUUGUAUCUCAAUGGCGAGAGCCUUCUCCACAUGGAGCUUCGGGAGCGGCGAAACCUACUGCUUGAACACUUCCAGCCAGUCGAGGGCGAGUUCGGCUUUGCCAAGUCAUCAGACGGCACGUCAUCCGAGGACAUUGCGGCGUUCCUCGAGGAGAGUGUCAAGGAUGGCUGUGAGGGUCUCAUGGUCAAGCUACUCGCGACAGAGGCAUCAAACUACGAGCCGAGUCGGCGCAGUAUCAACUGGUUGAAGCUGAAGAAGGACUACCUCUCCGGCGUGGGUGACUCAUUGGACCUGGUCGUCGUCGGUGCCUACUACGGCAAGGGCAAGCGUACCAACGUGUACGGCGCGUUCCUCCUCGCGUGCUACGAUCCCGACUCGGAGAACCUGCAGACCAUUUGCAAGAUUGGCACUGGCUUCUCCGAGGAGAAGCUGGCCGAGUUCUACAACGAGCUGCACCCGCUGGAACUGUCUGGUGGCCCACGAAACGACAUUGAGAUUGGUGGCGCCAAGCCCGACGUGUGGUUCGAGCCCAAGGUGGUGUGGGAGGUGCUCACUGCCGACCUGAGUCUGAGUCCAGUGUACACUGCGGCGCACGGAAUUGUCGAGAGCCGCGGCAUCUCGCUCCGCUUCCCACGAUUCAUCAAGGUGCGCGACGACAAGGGACCGGACGAGGCGACGUCGGCAGAGCAGGUGGCCGAGUUCUACCAGCGGCAGGCGACUGCGGCUGGCAAGAGCCGUGGGGGCAACGUGGACGACUUCUGGUAGCGCAGUGUACAUUUUAGCGAAUCAUGUGUUUGCAUACGGUAAC